AAGCUCUUGUAUAACUUCCGCCCUUCAGGACAGUCCCCACUUAACAUGGCGCUGUACUUUGCCUUUCGUUCGGCAGCGUUGCGUCGAUCCCUUGGGUUACAUAGGGGCACGCCGGGGUCUCCCAGUGUCAUUGUGGGACUCAGGUUUCUAUGUGCCGCAAAAGCGCCAUUCCAAGAAUCCACAGAGGAAUAUGAAUUUGUCGAGCGUCUUAUACCGCCCUCACGGGUCCCCACUCCGCCCAAGCACUCCGGACCGACGCCGUCUGGCUGGACCCCUCCGGCUGAGUCUCCGCCGUCACUCCCUUAUAUGAUUCGCCGCUCCCGCAUGCACAACAUUCCGGUGUACACCGACGUGACGCACGGUAACCGCUUGAUGACUUUGGUCCGAAAGGUGGAGGGCGACAUUUGGGCUCUGGAGAAAGAUGUCAAAGAGUACCUGAAGGACGUGACUGGCAAAGAAUUGCCCACUCAAGUCAACGAGGUCACGAUGACAUUGAGGGUGAAAGGACAUUUUGAUAAGGAGCUGAAGGAAUGGUUGAUCAGUAAAGGCUUCUGAAAGAGCUUGGCAACUUGCAUGAGUCCGAUUCACUCGCGUGUACCACGUGACAGAAAGUGACACCAAAAAGACGCUGCUUGGACUCUGAGAACUUCAUAAAUGCAUCAUUCAUCGAUGCAUCUCCAUGAGAACCAUGCUGUGUCGCUCAUCGUUAUUAAUGUCUGAAUUGCUUCUAAUGAGUCCAAAUAAAUGUGUAUUAAGUGUUGACAGUUGUACAUACGCGACUGUUUAAUUUCUUACGACACCGUGUACCAUGUUGUUUACUUAACAAUUAUGCCUUCAUGUAUUAAUAAGCACCAAUCUGAGAAUUAAGCAUACAACAUGUUACUUUUUAUGUACAAAAUGUGAAAUUGGCCAUAAGCCAUUCUCAGUUUUCACACAUUCAAAAUUAUGAACAGAUGAGUAAAAUGUUUUAUUAAUGUAGGACAAUACCCAAGUACAUUGAAUACAGUUCCAUUAAGAGAAUAAAAACAAUGUAAUUACAAAUUAUUUAACAUUUACAAAUGAAAUGGAAAAAAUAUUGUUCAUGUAUUCUUGGCUGCACUUAGGUGUGAGAGAGAAGCAUUGUAUCGCUCCGUUAGUUUAUCCAGUUGAUCAUCUGAGAAACACAAAACAAGAACAAAAACCUUGAUUAUGGAAUCUACAAAAACCCUUGAUUAAAAUCUCUAUUAAAGAAAGCAAUUAAA
Molecule: messenger RNA, 1241 nt
Organism: Syngnathus typhle (broad-nosed pipefish)
Lineage: Eukaryota; Metazoa; Chordata; Actinopteri; Syngnathiformes; Syngnathidae
Gene: mrpl49
Product: mitochondrial ribosomal protein L49
Exons: 1
Coding region: 46-555 (169 amino acids)
Biological process (GO): translation
Cellular component (GO): mitochondrial large ribosomal subunit; ribosome
Molecular function (GO): structural constituent of ribosome
Source: RefSeq, a predicted model, not a curated record